Molecule: messenger RNA, 1821 nt
Organism: Tilletiaria anomala UBC 951
Lineage: Eukaryota; Fungi; Basidiomycota; Exobasidiomycetes; Georgefischeriales; Tilletiariaceae
Exons: 4
Coding region: 68-1585 (505 amino acids)
Biological process (GO): intracellular monoatomic cation homeostasis
Cellular component (GO): mitochondrial inner membrane
Molecular function (GO): ribosome binding
Source: RefSeq, a predicted model, not a curated record
UCAUCACAAUUGGAGCUUAGCUUUGGGGAAAACACGCAGGGCUGCUCGGCCAUCGUGCAAAACAGCCAUGAUUCGCGGUGCAACAUGUCUUGCGUCGACGUCCGCGUCCAUUGUUCUUGCGUCAGACCUCGCCAGCACCUCAAGAUUAUCUCUGCGAAGCAUUUCAGCAGAAGCUUACCGGCUGCGACCGCGAAGGACACCAUGGGCAGUGGCGUCCGCACCGCCCUGCCGAUCCCUCUUGACUCACACGACAGUACUGCACCAGCAUGCUCAACUCUCCGAAAAGCAGUCGCAAGGACCUGACCAACUGCCUUAUCCCCCUCCCGCCUCCUCCUUGGCUAAGCGGCGAAAAGUCGCUGUUACGCCUACACUUGCGAAGCCUGGUCCAACACGCGAUGUCAUCAACGAAUCAGAGCAGCAGCAGCUCGCACAAUCCCAAGAGGUGCAGCCGCCAGCAUUUCAAGCCGACGGCAAGAACACCACAGUAAUCAGCAAGCAGGACUCGAAGCCUGUCUCGGUGGUGCUUUCGAGCGGCGCUCCGCUUCUGCCAGAUCAGCAGCCACCAACCUCGUUGCGGGCAAGGUUGAAGGGCUUGUGGCAGAUGGCUAAGCAGCUGUUCCGCUUCUACUUUCAAGGGCUCAAGCAAAUAUGGAAGAAUCGUAACGAGGUCGUCGAGCUCAAGCGGCGCGUCCGACAGGAGGGAUAUGUGUUGAACCGCGCGGAUAGGAUUUUGAUUCGAACGCACUCGUCUGACAUGCGCAAGCUGCCACUCUUUGCGGCAAUCCUGAUCAUCCUCGAGGAGAUCCUCCCGAUCGUGGUGAUCUACAUGCCGAGCCUACUUCCCUCCACCUGCGUUCUGCCCUCCCAGCUCGAGUCGAUCUACUCGAGCGCCGAGCUGACCAAGCACCGCGUCGUCGGAGAGCUGCGCGACGCGACGAGCGAAGUCCAGCCGAUCCUCGCUGCAGCCGCGGCCGAGGGCACGGACGUCAAAGUUGGCGCGCUUAACCAGCUCAGCCGGCCGACGCUCGUCAAGCUUGCGACGCUCUUUGGCCUCUCCACCUCGCUGGCUCCGGCGGGCAUCUUGCGCAGCCGCCUCGAGGCGCACCUUAGGUACCUGCGCGAAGACGACGAGCUCAUGGCGCAGGGCCAGGGUUUCAAUGCUGUCCCGCAGGACAAGAUCGGGCUCGUCAAAGCCUGCGAAGAACGUGGGCUGCGCGCUAUCGGCCUGUCUAAUGCAUCGCAGUUUGCAGCUCUUCAACGCUGGGUGGAACGCAGCACCGGCUCCCCCUCUCCGUCCACGACUCCUUCCACCGCAGACAGCGGUGCGCACUUGCUCUUCCUCCCGCUCGCGCUCUACGCCGACGAGGGUAUCGCCGAGCUCCGGCUCAAGGCAGAGGCCGACGCGCAGAAGGGCAUUAUCAAGCGCACGAUGGAGGUCAUGAGCUCGGUCAUGCAGGAGGACAGCGUGGCGCAGGAGCAGAAGAACAAGCUUGGGCAGGAAGCAGAGGGCAAGGGAGCGGGAGCCGCCGCCUCUUUUGCCGGUCGGCGAGAAGGGAAAGGGCAGACGGAAGCGAAGGGCCAUUAAUGCAUCGCAUUUGUUUGGGGUUUGGGAUAGACUGACAGGACAAUGCAUCGUGGAGCGACACGCUAGCUCACCCGCAAGUGUGUGCAUCGCACUACCUAUGGAUCACAGGCUGCCGCUGAGCUCCGCUCAGAACAGACUUGUUUCUGGAGUAGAUGAGCGUGGAAGUGUCUUUACGAGCUUGCACCUGCUUUCCUCUGGCGCUCCUGUGUCUUUCUGGCAGUUUUGUUAAGCUAAAG